Molecule: messenger RNA, 4516 nt
Organism: Bradysia coprophila
Lineage: Eukaryota; Metazoa; Arthropoda; Insecta; Diptera; Sciaridae
Source: RefSeq, a predicted model, not a curated record
UUGCAUUUUGAGAUUUAACCAAUUCUACUUGAUAUUGACUUCUUUCAAGGAAACAUUAAAGUCAUCCACAUAAAUUUCACGCUGAUGAUGCACACACACAUCCAUCCACAAAUCGCCACAUUAUUUUGGAAAUCAAAAAAAAAAUGUUUUCCUUUCGGGGUUGUUAUUUUGUGCGGCACACAGCAACAUGCCAAUUCAAUUGUUCCUCCCUCUCCACACAAAAAAUAAAUACCAAAAAUCGAAACAAAGAAAAUAGUGCGAAUUGGUUGGUCAUAAUGGUCAUGGUCAUGGUCAUAUUAUGGUCAGCCAAAAGACAAAACUGUAGAAGCCACUGUGGAAACCAAUGUUCAAUGGGUUCAAUGUCACUGUCGAGGAGAAGCAAACGUGUCUGCUCAAACAACACAGUCGAUUCGCUCCUGGGGCCAAACAUUUCACGUUUAUGUCACACAAGUCAAGUCAAGCAAAUGUCCAGUCGUGUUACCGCAAGAGGCAAAAUUGUCCGUUUCAUAAUUUCGAACUCAGUGCGGCUGGCAUACUUGGUGGAUAGAAUCGCUCGAAUCAUUUGUUUUCGAUUGGCUGGUUGGCUCGUUUUCAUUUUUCAUUGACAAAUUCAAUUGUGAACGACAAAGUUCGUGUCAUUGGAACGCACAUAUUACUGAUGGCGGAUGAUAAAAAUGGGUUAUUUGCACGGUUCAAGAUAGUAGAAAGAUAAUGUCAGUCAUUUCAUUGUGUUACAAAACACAACACAGUGGAGUGCUUGGUAAUCAAUCCAUCAGACGUUUGGGUACGACAAAAGAGGACAAGGAUGUGGCCGACUUAGAUGAACUGGUCUCACCACAUCGCACACCAGCCGAACCAAUUAAGUUGGAUCAGGGCGAGUUCCUUUCGAAUCUGGAAAAAGAGCUAGCAGCUUUGGAUGCAACCCCACCUCAAGCGCCAGCAGCUCAACCAGAACAGCACGAAGAAACUGUCGUUCCAACGGAUCCGGAAGAAAGUCAACAUGGAAGUGCGGCUCAUCCACAGAAGCCUCUGUUCUACGGUGCAGCUAGACUUACAUUCGGACAAAAUCCUGAAAGUGUAAGUACCACAACGACAACAACAACAACUACCACUACACCAGCGGCUACAACAAUAACAACUUCAACUGAAGAAACUAGUGACGAGACCUCUUCCCUGUCUUCGGAAACUGUUAGCAAUAAUGGCGCUAAGCGAUCGGGAAAGGGACCAAAGAAUGCUGAAUACUUUUUGCGUCACAACAAUGGACAGUACUCCAGUCUAGAAAUGGCUCAGUAUGUCUUUUGGACUGGUGACGAAGAAGGUGUGGCUAGAGCCGUGGAAGAAUUCAUUCAAAAAGGACUGAUGUCACGCGAAAAUGCAAUUAAAUUCCUUCGGGAAAUAUCUCUGGGCAUUGAGUAUUUGGAAAAUUCGUACGCGAAUCGAGGUCAAAAUGAACAGAAUGCGGAAAUGGUGCGCAGGGAAACUGUGGCUACAUUCGAACCGACAACACCGAAAAUAGUCAAACCAACUUUUGCACCGCUUCCCAAAGAGAUCCACAAUUUACCAGCUCUAUCAAAAAUUAAUGAAAUUUCUAAUGAAAAAGUCAAAGAUUAUGAUGAGAACACAGGUAGAUUAAGGAUUGCUGACUUUCUUUAUGCUGAAUACUCUUUAGAGGAAGUUAUUUAUCAGUUGGCUAAGGUCAUGUUCUCUCAAUCGUUGACUAGAGGCUCGGAGCAGGCACAAGCCGCUCUGCAGAGACUUACUGGUUUCCUAGAAUCGGAAGGUGCACAUGGAAGGAUCUCUCCAGCUUUGCAGAAAAAAGUUUUAGAUGUGCUGCUUGCUGCUCUGUCCGAUUGUUUGGCAGAACAUCCAGAACUCGUUCCGAUUGCCCGUAUUGGUCUGGGCAAUAGUUUUGAUGAAUUGCCCAAUAAGCAUACACUUCACAAACCAUAAAAUCAUUAAGCUUAAAUGUUGAAUGAAAACAACAUGAUCAAAUUGAACAUAAAUAAUUGUAAUAAUUGAAGAAAAUUAGUUGAGUUUGAAUAGCCAAUUUUUAGUAUAUUAUAUAAUGGAAGAAGAAAAACUAUUAUCUAGACUCUAGACAUUAUUAUAUUUGGUGGAAUGCAUAUAAAUGAAUUACAGAAUUCUAUAAAUAUAUUGAACAAAAAAUGCUAAUUACAGGGUCAAUCCUAUAAAUUAUAAAACUAAAUUUUGCAAUGCAUAAAUGUGAUGAAAAGAUGUGUCAACCAUUCCGAUUCAUCUCACGUUUGAAUUUUUCUCACAUCCUAACUGUUCCCAACUAGUGAACCAUCAGAAGAUUCAUUCUCGUCUCAGACGAUUGAUUUUAGGUAACUUUGCUUGUGUAUUGCACAGUUAGAAGCGCGGGCUUCGUGCGACGCUGCCUAUAAUCAAUCGCCCAAUACAUGUUAGGGUACACAAAUUCGAGAAAUAUCUUGAAAAUCUCUUAUUUCUGUAGCGACAAGUUUAUGAAAUGAAAUUUCGUUGAUUAUUUUGACAAAUACUUUUUCAAGUGAAGCCGUCCAUAGACGAUUCUGUUCUUUUACUGUUAGGGUUCAGGGAAACAUAUUUUGAUAGAACCGUUAACGCUAUGAAAUAUGACACCUAAGUGGUUACAUUACUGACAAACCAAUAUAUACCAAAAGAAAGGUUCUGUGAAUAAAAAUGGUGUCACAAUGGGAAAAAUAGAAAAAUCUAAAUACACAUACCAUAUACGAUGAAAGAAGUCCAAUCUACACCGGGUAACGAUCGAAAACUCGUCCAACGAAGUAUGCAUCUUUAGAAUUAUCACUUUUUUAAACCGUGGUUUUAAAGUGUGACUAUCUUGACGAUUCCGUGAAGCGGUUCUAUCUCAAAAACAUAAUUUUUUCGGUAAAAUUCGAUAAUUUUUAGUCUUUUCAUCAUAUUUAAACAAAUAAGAUGAGUACAUAAUCCGUGGAAAAUUGGAAAAUGACAGAAAUAUACUUGAAAUUAAUGUACAUCGUGCCUCGAAGGGCAGAUAAUCGUGUAGUUUGAGUGCAAAAGUCUAAAGAAAAAUCCUCCCGUUCUGAGAAUUUUCUGGGAUUCGACAGGAUUUUUUUUUGGGCUAUUUUAAAGGAUCUUAAAGCAUUUUUACACGAUUUUUAAGGAUUUUCAUAAUAUUUAAAAGAUUUGAGGAUUUUCAUCGAAUUUGAAGACUAUCUUAACAAUGGCUUUUGAGCUGAUUACACAAGGAAUUCUACGUUUAUCUGCCCGUCGUCGUUUCUAAAGUUAAACAAUGAGUAAUAAACCUACUGAGAAAACUAAAAUAGUUUACACUCAUUAAACCUAAAGCGUGUGCAGAAUCAGCAACAGCUGAUCAACAAACACACUCUAAUUGUAUAUACAAUCAAAACACAUUCUAAACAACGAGUUUACUACAGUCAUACGUGUUAUGUGUGCACAUAGAUAACUUUAACGUAUGUAUGCACUGUACAUAGCUUGCCUUUGAAUUGUUUUCGAUGCAAAGAUGUUGUCUUUGUCGACCAGCGUGAGAUGUUCAGCUGUUACUGAUUCUGCACAAGCUUUAGGUUUGAUGAGUGUUAAUUUAAUUUGAACAUCUGUCUAACGGUAAUUGGCUAUUUAAAUGAGAGGUAAAUUAUUCGUUCAAACAUGAUUGAUACAGAAGUUUCACGGCUUACUAAAUACUUCCAUGACUGCAUAUUCAACUUUUGGACCGAUGAUGUACAUUAGAUGUUAUAAUUCGAUGAUUUCACGGACUGUGUACUAUCCUUUGUGCAUUACAUAAUACCAUACGCCCUAUACCGUAAUUAAAUGUAACUUACUGUAACUUACUGUAACUUACUUAUGACGAGGAAUAAUAAAAAAGAAAACCAAAAAUAUUUCUACCAAAAUCAAUAUACGAAAUUCAAUAUGGAAGAAACAAAUUGUAUUAUAAGUGCAGAAAGCUGGAUUAAAAAUGAAGAAAUUGUUUGUGAUGUUGAAAGACGUCUUCUAGAGACUCUAAAUUGUUUGAUUUCUUUCUGUCGCUUAUUUUGAGACAAUUAAGUUAAUAGGAAAGCUUUUAGACGAAAGCUUUUUUGGAAAGUUUUUCGAUUUGAUAAUAGAACGUAAAAGACAUUUGGCGAUAGAAAUGUUUGACGGACAUUUUAAUUAUAUUUCACUUUUAUGGUAGGUAACAGUUGUUUUUCGUCGGUCAAACGUGGUGACAAGGAAUCGCUACACCGAAUACACUUGUCCAACCAACAUUGUACCAACAAUUUAGCGACAAACAGAACAAGAAGUGUAACAGAAACCUAAGAAGAAGAUUGUUAUGGAAAUGCAGUGUUUUAGUUUCGGUGGAUUCUUAGCUCAUACAUUUUUGACAUUUAAAUAAAAAAAAUGAAAAUUUACAAAUCAGAAACUGUUUGUAUCCAGUGUAGUUAAACGGCUUAAUAAAAAGAAACCCAUUUUGAUUUAGAAUUAAUUUUUAAAAUAAUUGCAAAUUAUGUGGGAGGAAAAAUAAAACACAGUUAACAACCAA